AUGUCUUCAAACCCGCCAGGUGAGGAUAAUGUCGAGUUCAAUACGGAGAUGGAUCCGGAAGCCGAACUGCAGGAAAUGCAGCGUCAGGUGAAUGACCUAAAGGAGGACAUCCGCCUAAAAUCGCUGCAGGAGAACGCGGCCCAAGAGGAGGGACAUCGCAAGAGCGCCGGCGCGCCCCCUGCGAAGAACACAUCCAUCUUUGUAAGUGGAUUGGAUGCACGGACAACGGAGGGUGAUCUUCGUGUUUUCUUCGCCGCGUGUGGAACCAUCAAGCGUCUUACUAUGUUGCGUGAUAAAUUUACAGGACAACUGAAGGGCAACGCGUAUAUUGAGUUUGACACAGCAGAGCAGGCCGCUGCCGCCAUUGUGAAGAACGGACAGCCGCUGCACGGCAAGCCACUCACCGUGGCCGUAAAGCGUGAUAACAUUCCAGCGUUUCAGCGUGGAAGAGGCGCAGGCGCAUUUCCCCGCGGUGGAUUCCGCGGCGGUGGUGGACCAGCUGCAAUGCAGCAACAAAUGGCAAUGGCAGCAACAAUGAUGGCGGCAAGUAUGAUGGGUGGCGGCGCACCUUUCAAUCCCUUCGGCGCACCACCGCGCGGCCGUGGACGUGGACGAGGACGAGGGGCACCACACUGA
Messenger RNA from Trypanosoma theileri, 636 nucleotides. RefSeq names its product putative RNA-binding protein RBP14. Lineage: Eukaryota; Euglenozoa; Kinetoplastea; Trypanosomatida; Trypanosomatidae. The coding region runs from base 1 to 636 and encodes 211 amino acids. The record is from RefSeq and is a predicted model, not a curated record. Gene Ontology annotation, molecular function: RNA binding. The transcript has a single exon.